Messenger RNA from Cylas formicarius (sweet potato weevil), 701 nucleotides. RefSeq names its product trafficking protein particle complex subunit 2-like protein. Bases 90 to 509 code for a protein of 139 amino acids. Lineage: Eukaryota; Metazoa; Arthropoda; Insecta; Coleoptera; Brentidae. Gene Ontology annotation, biological process: endoplasmic reticulum to Golgi vesicle-mediated transport. The record is from RefSeq and is a predicted model, not a curated record. The transcript is spliced from 6 exons. Gene Ontology annotation, cellular component: TRAPP complex; nucleus; cytoplasm.
UGUCAAUAGCCGAGGUCGGGGCGGGCUUAUAGGUCGCUGUUUUACCGUCAGCUCCCUUUAGGAUUUCCGAAGGAAAAGGACCCUGAGUUAUGGCAAUUUGCGCUGCGAUCGUGGGCAAAGACAAUUCGCCCAAAUUUUUUACUUGCGUGAAUCCCGAGGAAGAGUUAAGUCUUCAAUACAAGGUGUUGUCGUCUUUGGAUAUUAUCGAAGAAAAGUUGAAUCCGACAAACAAAACUGCUACAGAAUCCAAAGAAUUAUACCUGGGCAUGUUGUAUUCCUUAGAAAAUUAUAAGCUGUAUGGUUACGUAACAAAUACGAAAAUUAAGUUUGUUAUAGUGGUGGACUCUUCGAAUUUGGCGCUAAGAGAUAAUGAAAUCAGAACUAUGUUCCGCAAAAUUCAUUGCGAAUACGCCGACGUUGUUAGCAAUCCAUUCUAUACUCCAGGAUCGGCAAUUACUUCAAAGAAUUUCGACGCAAGCAUAAAGAAUAUUAUAACUGGCACAGUAUAAAUCAAAACAGUUCUUAUAACUUACUAUUUAUUAAUAAAAUCAGCAAAAUUAAGAAGACGGACUCGCAAAAUAUAUUUCCUAUGACCAGAUAGACAGGGCGCCAGAAGAAAAGGCCAGAGGAAUCACCAUAAACGCGUGCCAUGUCGGUUACAGCACAAAAAAUAGACAUUACGCGCAUACUGAUUGCCCCGG